AGGAGGCAGGAUAGGGAAGGAAGGCAGCAUAUAGGGACCAGCAGGUGCUUGGAAAUAGGUCAUACUGGGACGGCCAAAAACCGAGUUGAGGAGGUGAAAAGUGUGUUUGUAAAUAAGUCAAGAAGACAGAAGCCAAGUUUUUUUUUUUAUAUUUCUUUCAGCCCUUUUUUCUGAGCACUCACUUUUUUUCCGAGCCUUCUGUUCCUCUGGAGUCCUCUUCCUCAGGCCAUCCUUUCCAUACCUAUCCUCGGACUGCUGACAUACACAUCCACUGCCACCAUGGAAACUGGGAGCCCCAGGAAGAUACAGUUCACCGUCCCGCUACUGGACACCCACUUGGACCCUGAAGCAGCUGAACAGAUUAGAAGACGUAGACCAACACCUGCAACUCUAGUGGCAUCCAGUGAUCAGUCAUCGCCAGAAAUCGACGAAGACCGUCUGCCUAACCAGUUGUACAAGGCAGCUUUGUUGAACUCUCCUCGGCAGCGACGGAAAGGGCAAAAGGGAACGCCCACGAUGAAAGAGCUGCAGUUCUUGGUAGAACACCACCUGUACAGGCAGCAGCACGGAGGAGGCGACGAGUGCUCCUCCGAGAGUUGUCUGUCGGACCGGCCCAGCCCCGACUCCAUUCCUGUCGGGGAGGAGCUCCCGUGCGACGAUGAGGCCACUGCCGAGGCCUUUGAGAAGCUGCGCUGCCAAAUGGAAGAGUUCUCAAGGGAGAGUCUGUCAGAGGCGUCCGGCAGCGGCGGAUUAGAGCGCCCUCUUCCUAAGGAGGAUGAAAAAUGCUCUAGGGUUGCUCCAUCAGAUCCUUCAGUGCAGCUAAACAAUGCACAAACAGACACAAAAGUGGCGACAUGCACCGCCAGUCAGCCCGCCGACGAGAAGACAAAGAAACUCAGCCCGGAGACAGAAAAAUGAAUGCAAAGUUCAUUUUUUGUGCAUCACAAUGCUGCUCCUUCUACUCAGCCAGCGCGACACAAUGACAGAAGAUUGUGUGUGCAGACUCACUUCUUAGCCACAUCAGGACAGUCCUUAGAGCUUUAGUUACCAGCCACAAAACAUUCAUACCCCUUUUUUGUGCUUUUAAAACAAUCACAAUGGCAUCAUUGCUAAGUUUAUUUUCUAUUAUCCUGAAAAGUCUUAAAACUGGUCGUGAUGUGCAAGCAAGUCAACCAGGUAAAACUCCCUCAACCAUAUUUUACAACAAUGUUAACAUUGGUUUUAUUUCAUGCAUUUAAUGAUAUACUACAGUAUACACGAUCAUCCCAUGUGCCAUGACGUCUGCAAUUGUUCAACUGAAGCAAUAACAUUGUUUUUGUACGCCAUACAUUACCAAGAAGCUCUCAUUUGAAUCCCCGUCACGAGUAGCAAUAUUAGAUGCGUUCACACUUGAGGUUUGGAAGUCUGGUCUGGACCAAACGUUAAAAAAGAUAAUUGGUGCACAGUUUGCAAUGGGCAGCUUUUGUGACAUACUACGUGACGUAACUUAAAUACGGCUGGGUUGAAUAUGUAACUCAUUCUAAUAUUUUGCAGUUUUCACCAGCUUAGAUUUGACAAAAAGCUUCCUGAAUAUACUUCUCAAGAGCCCUGCUGCACCACGGAUCACUUCAGGGUGCGGUCACACUUGUCAUGUUUGGUUCGAUUAAAAGAAACGCCGGUGCAUUUGCUCUGCUCGUACGGCUCGUUUGGCCAACCCUGGUGUGCACCAAACUGGUGCGGUUCGGUUCACUUGAGCUCAAAUGUGAAAGCUACGCAGACGAACGACAUGGCCAAGUGUUACAAUGACAGCAAAAAUCGUACGAAAAUGACAACUAUGUAAGACAAAAUGCUGUCUCGCUGCUUUGCUCUCUUCCUCUGUGUGUGACGACGGCGCUUUAAGUAUAUUUUAGAAGCUUUUUGUGAAAUUUAAGAUGGUAAAUACAGCAGAAUAUUUAGUAUGUCACGGAAGCAAUCGAGUCUUGAUGCGGAUGUUUUUUACUGCGCAGCCCUUUGUUCCCGUGACAAAAAUGACGAAAGCGUGAAGCACGAAAGUGCAGUGACGUCCAUUCAGGGGAAGCAUGUGAAACGGAGCCUCUGAUUCAUUUCCUGAUCAAAUACAGGGCAGAAACCUAAGAUGAGGCUGCCACGAGCGUCUCUUCUCGGCUUAGUGCGCAAGCCCUGCCUGCCCUCUGAGUGCACUCAGUGAGUUGGAUCAUGGCGCCCGCCACCAUGACUUUCUACAGCCUGUGUAAUAUCUUUAAUAUAAGUGCGACAUCAUUAUUCUUGCUAAUCGGACAAUAAAAUAUAUAGAAAUAUCAAAUGAUAGGCGCUUGAAGUAAUCGCUUCAUCAUGAAGGGGUUAGGACGUGCGUGAGCUGGUAGGUGCUUAUCACUGCCGUCCUUCCAUAGAAAGGAAAAGCCAACAUUUUUUUUGACAGCAGCAAGUCAAAUGCAAGAUAUUUGUAUGCUCUGCUGAACAAAUGAAUGAGUUUGACUCCCAAGAUGGAGGAUUAUAUUUACCCAAGCUCAUCAGGAGGUGGUCAAACUUUUACAACAAAGUAUCAGAGCUUUUCCUGGAGGGUGCAUGUACGUCAUACACAGAUAAUAAAGUAAGAAGACAAAUGUUUCUCAGUUAAUAAAAAAAAACAUUAAUAAAUGUGACUUUUUUUUAACCAAAGUGAUUUAUUCUUUUCUGUUAUUAUCUUCUUCAUGAGCAACCUGCAUUAACAUUGAAAAAAUCCAAAGGAGUCAGUGCCUCACCAGCCACGAACCUCACUGCACAUCACUGCUAAAGUGCACACCAAGUAUUUUUUUUUUUAAAUAGUUGGUUCCUGUAUGAACCCAUCUCUCAAGCAGUUUCUUUCAGCCUGUUUGAGGCACACCAGGGUUUGGAUGAUAGCAUUCACACUUGACCAAAUGAUCCGUACUAGCAGAGAAAUGGCAGCAGAGUUCCUUUUUAACCAAACAUGACAAGUGUGAACGCAGCCUAGAUUGUGUUAAACGUGCAUAUUCAACUCUCAAAUAUGAAAUAAUCAUUGCCAAUGAUGGUAAAGACCUAUGAGUUUCUUUAGAAUGUGCAGAAGAUGAUACAUUUACAUCAAUUCACUCAUGUUUGCUUGGCAUCAUCAAGGUUGAGUGCUUUGUUAAAAAAAUCUUCACAGGUCGUAUAAAGAACACCUUCUUGCAUGGUACUAUUCCACAUCUUUUUUUUUUUUUAUAGCGCAGCUUUACUGUGCUUUGUUUUGAGGCACUAACACAUUUUCAAUACUAGAGAUGUCAAGGCUCAUGCGUUGGAAGUACAGUGGAUCCCCGCACAUUCGUCAUUCGGCAUUCACGGCCCCGCAAAUGUAUGAAUUUUUCAUUAAAAUCAUUUCAUUAGGCCUUUUUUUCCACAGAAAACACAUCUCUUUCACCCCGAGUCGGUCAUCAUUUAUCAAUGUGUGAGAAAUGUACAGCAUACAUGUACCACUGUUUAAAAAAAAAAAACAGUUUUUUUUUAUGCUUCACUGAUUGUUUCUUCAUCGAGUGUUGAAAUUUUCGCACUUUGUUCGGCGGUCCUUGAACACACCAUAGUUGUGUCCUAUGACUGGCUACACAGUGAAUCUGAUUCUUUCUGUUGACUGCUCAUCUUACAUCCUAUACAUUUUAUACUUUAAAUGCAUUUAAUAAGUGUUGGGGAGGGGAGGGUUCUGGAGCAGUGUGGCAAAACUAGACUUUUUUUGGGGGCGUAUCAAUUUUCAGUUUUUUGCCAUUUGUUGGUGGUCCCGGAAAGUAGCCCCCAUUUGGUCUACUGUACUGUAAUCACAACAUUCUAAACUCUUUUAAGUGGCAUUAUUAUGUCGAUGAUGUGACAAUCCUUCCAUAACUCCUUCACACUGUACAUUCUACACGUUGAUCAGCAUCAGGAGUGAAAUGUACUUCACAGAUGCCAAAAAAUGAUCAUUUAUUCAACAAAAAAAACAAACCACAUGAGACAAUGAUGCAGUGAAACAAACGUGGUGCAUUUGCUGUGUUUUCUGCUUUGUAGUUUCUGUAUUGUUUGUUCUGUUUGAAGUAAUAAUAAUAACAGUUUUAACUCAAUCCAGGGGAUAGUAGUUCAAAGUUUACUUGAAUUGAUGAAUCCAAAAUGUGUUUCAUACAAUAAAAUGUUUAAAUUGGUCAUUGGCUGUGUUGUU
Messenger RNA from Dunckerocampus dactyliophorus (ringed pipefish), 4153 nucleotides. Its product is annotated as protein phosphatase 1 regulatory subunit 1A-like. Gene Ontology annotation, biological process: intracellular signal transduction. Bases 280 to 918 code for a protein of 212 amino acids. Gene Ontology annotation, molecular function: protein phosphatase inhibitor activity. The record is from RefSeq and is a predicted model, not a curated record. Lineage: Eukaryota; Metazoa; Chordata; Actinopteri; Syngnathiformes; Syngnathidae. Gene Ontology annotation, cellular component: cytoplasm. The transcript is spliced from 7 exons.